CCCACGCUUCCUCCACCUUUCGCCCGUACGCUGUGAACAUUCACUCAGUGUAGACUUAGUGAGAUACUUUUUUUCUAAACCAAAGGACAUUACUUCGAUGGCUGGAGAGGCGGGCGUAGUAGUUGCAAAUGCAGCAGAAGGUUCGGGAUCGUGGACUUCAAGCUCUGGUCAGACGAAACUCUCUAUAUACCCUACGCCCAUACCCGAACUUAUGCUACUCGACACCCCAUCGGCGUUAGAGAAGCGAAUUGGAAUGGUGCGGCGGGAAAUCACGGGUUACUAUACCGGCGUCCACUCCAAAGCGCAAGGUAUCAUAGACCGGUGGAUAUCUGUUGAAGAGAAGGUGGAGACUCGCAUAAAAUCCUUCCGUGAUCCUACAGAACCAUUAAACCCCGGACUGCUCUAUACCGGAAUUUCUGCCCUGACAACAUCUGUCCUCACUCGCUCGCGCGGGCUCCCUACACGCAUUCUUUUGCCGUCCGCAGCCCUAGCUAGCGCAUUCGUGUAUUUCCUUCCGGGUACUGCCUCUCGGGUCGGCGCGUAUGCCGAGGAGCUCGAAGAUCGUUAUGUUCCUCGCUUUGGAGAAAUUAGAAGAACCUCUGUUGCGCACAGCAGCAUAGCCUGGGAGCGCGCGAAAGAGGGUGCUGCUACUGGGCGAGAGUCGGUUAACAAUGGUGUGAAGAGUGUUGUGGAGAGCAUUGAACAAGGGACGGGUCUCAAGCUGAAAGCUAUGGGAUGGGCACAGGAAGUGAAGAAGGAGGCGCAGAGUGUUGCUGAUGUGGCUCAAAAGGAUAUCAAGGAGGCUUUCGAGAGCAAGAGCUCGAGUAGCGACUCGGAAGACUCCAAGAGAAUGGUAUAGAGUGCGAGACGGUCGUAUGUAUGGAAUAUUAUUCAUGUGGUCUCGCACAACCCUGCAGCACUGAUAGACUAACGUUCCGUAACGCUGGAAUAUCACACGUAGUGCUCGCAUCUUCAUGAAGUG
Messenger RNA from Suillus clintonianus, 982 nucleotides. RefSeq names its product apolipo protein O-domain-containing protein. Gene Ontology annotation, cellular component: MICOS complex; mitochondrial crista junction. Bases 98 to 859 code for a protein of 253 amino acids. Gene Ontology annotation, biological process: cristae formation. The record is from RefSeq and is a predicted model, not a curated record. The transcript has 4 exons. NCBI's taxonomy places the organism in Eukaryota, Fungi, Basidiomycota, Agaricomycetes, Boletales, Suillaceae.